AUGGAGACAAACAACUAUGUUGAGUCAUGGCACAACCAGCUGAAGACAAUUUAUCUGAAGCGCAAACGUGUCCAUUGUCUUGACUUGUUGAUGAGUAUCCUGACGUUCGAUGUCGAGUUUGACGUCCAGCAAGAAGUCAAACGUCUAACGUGGAGCAGUGUAAUGGCGCUUCUAAGCAAUGGAGAUUGUGGAGUUGGCGAGGAAUCAUGCACGUUAUAUCAAGGCUCAUCGUAUUCUUAUACAGUGCGGUUACUUGGCGUUUUGUUCUAG
This is a messenger RNA of Zychaea mexicana, 270 nucleotides long. RefSeq lists its product as uncharacterized. The record is from RefSeq and is a predicted model, not a curated record. NCBI's taxonomy places the organism in Eukaryota, Fungi, Mucoromycota, Mucoromycetes, Mucorales, Lichtheimiaceae. The transcript has 2 exons. The coding region runs from base 1 to 270 and encodes 89 amino acids.